This is a messenger RNA of Pantherophis guttatus, 3687 nucleotides long. It is a transcript of the gene MPHOSPH8, whose product is annotated as M-phase phosphoprotein 8. The record is from RefSeq and is a predicted model, not a curated record. Gene Ontology annotation, cellular component: nucleus; heterochromatin. Gene Ontology annotation, molecular function: chromatin binding. Lineage: Eukaryota; Metazoa; Chordata; Lepidosauria; Squamata; Colubridae.
GGCUGCCUCCACGCGCGGGGAGGGGAAGGGAGAUGUUGUCAUUAAAGAUUCGCCCCCAACAUGGCGGCGGCCGUGAGCGGGGCUAAAGAACAAGAAGGGGUGAUGGCGGCGAAACCGCCGGCGGACGGCCGGGCGGGAGAAAGCGGAAUGGAUUCGGGGACGGCGACCGUGACAGCGGGUGCCGGUGGAGGAACCGGCGGCGGCGAGAGCGAGGACGAGGAGGAGAGCAACGUCUACGAGGUGGAGAAGAUCUUGGAUAUGAAAACGGAAGAUGGAGAAGUGAAAUACAAAGUACGGUGGAAAGGCUAUGCACCAGAUGAUGAUACAUGGGAACCUGAGGAACAUUUAAAAGACUGUAAAGAAGUUCUUCUUGAGUUUCGAAGGAAAAUGCUGGAUAAUAAAUCUAAGCCUGUUAAAAAAGAAAUACAGAAAAUGCCUUUAAAUGAUGAUCUUUUUGAAGCAGAUUCUGAAGCAGAUAGCGAUUGGCAAAGUGAUACAAAAGGGGACCGAUCACCAAAGAAGAAAAAGAAAAAAUCUAAAGACAAAGAAGAUAAAAACCAAGAUGAAAUACACAAGAAAAAACAUAAACUGGGCAAAGUUAAAGAAAAACCAUUUCUAGAAUGUGAAAAUUCUUCUGACAGUCUGGCUUCGGAUUCAAAACCAAAGAAAAGGACUUCGGAGUCAAAGGAAGAGGUUAAAGAUUCCAAAAAACAAAGGCGAGAGGAUAUAAAAGAUAACAGUAAAAAAAAAGAAUGGAAAGAUGGAAAGAAAAAAAUGAAAGAGGAGAGCAAAGAAAAUAAGCAUAUGCAAAAGGGGAGACACAGUAUUAAUCAUUUAGACGGCGAAUCUAGCAUGCAAGAUGAUUCUUUUUCUCAAGCUGCAGAUUUCGAAAGUGAAGAUUCAGACUCUGAUAGCAGUGAGGGAAAACGUAAGACGCCUUCUGGCAAACACUGGGUAGAAGAGUUUUCAGUUCACCAGCCUAGUAGUACUUCAAGCACAGAUGACAGUUCUGAAAUAAGGGUUAAAAAGAAGAAAAAGAAACGCAAAAAGUCUGCGGAGUUAGACGAAAACAGAAAAAUAGAUAAACAUUUGGAGAAGAAGAGCACCCAGAAAAAGCAGAAGACUCCAGAGACAACAAAAGCUGCUCCUGAGCUCGAAAAUAAGAGGCCAUUUAUAUCUGCUCCAACGCAGAAGCCUUUGAAAUCGUCGGUUGAUGAACGAGGAUGCAGGCCCAAUGAUACAGGCGCAGAGGGGAGCAGUAACACGAAAUGGAAAAGCAAAGAGGCAAAACCAGUCCAAUCUUACGGUGGGAAUGUGCUUCAAAAGGCAACCACUCCUGAAAGCAAAGCAAAGAAUAUAAAUUGGAGAAGUGAUGAGGAGAAAAUAAAGGAAAAGCCUUCUCAGCAUUCUCUAGGGCAGAAUCUUUUUGAAAAAUUUAUCAUGGACAUGGAAUGCAGUAAAGGAGGGAGCAUGGUUGCCAAGAAAAAUCUCCCCAAAAUUGAGCUGAAUGUUGAAGAAAUCCCAAAGGAAAGAAGCAUUUUACCUAAGGAAAAGGAAACCAAAAAAAGUGAAAUAAAAGAAAAACUCCAGAAGAAAUUAGACUCUGAAAAGGAAGAAAAAAACAGAAAAGAGCAAAGGCCGUCUAAAAAUUUGAAAGAGGUCAGGAGUGCAUUUGAUGUGUUUAGCAUCUCUUCAGAAGAAAAAAAUGAGUAUUUGGACAGUCGAAAAAAAGAGGAGUCGGCACAUGAGUCUAGAUCCACAGAUGAAUUUAGAUUAAAAGAUAAGCAUGGCAGGAGCAGCAGAGAUGAGACCGAUACUUGGGCAUACAUUGCAGCAGAAGGUGACCACGAAAUAACUUCUGAGGACACUUCUGAUACAAAGCAACAGACCAUGAGUUUAGGUAUGGACAUGCAAUUAGAAUGGCUAUCACUAGAGGACUUUCAGAAACAUCUUGAUGGAGAAGAUGAAGAGCCCCUGACAAAUGACGUGAUAUCAUCAGUUCAGCUGCGAGAUGCUGUUAAAAAUGGGAACUAUACUAUGGUAAAGAUGGCACUUAAUUCAAACGAAGAAUAUAAUCUUGAUCAGGAGGAUUCUAGUGGAAUGACUCUGGUGAUGCUGGCUUCUGCAAGUGGUCACGACGACAUUCUUCGACUUCUUAUCCGGAAAGGAGCUAAAGUUAAUUGCAAACAAAAGAAUGGCACAACUGCAUUGAUUCAUGCAGCUGAAAAGAACAAUCUAACUACUGUAGCCCUUCUCUUGGAAGCUGGUGCAUAUGUGAAUGUGCAGCAAAAGAAUGGCGAAACUGCACUAAUGAAGGCUUGUAAGAGAGGAAAUUAUGAUAUCGUCCGUCUUAUGAUUGAAAAUGGAGCUGAUUGCAAUAUUUUAUCAAAGCAUCAGAGCAAUGCUCUUCACUUUGCGAAACAGUGUAAUAAUUUAUCGGUAUCCGAACUCCUCAGGAGUCACCUGGCUAUGCUAACCCGAGUGGCAGAAGAGACCAUCAGGGAAUACUUUGAAGCCCGUCUUAGUUUGAUGGAACCAAUAUUUGAUAUUGCAUGUCAUCUGCUUUGUGAGGGACCAGAUUAUUCUUCAGAAUUCACCUAUAAGGCCCCACAGAACGUGCCUGAAGGAUCUGGGAUUCUUUUAUUCAUUUUCCACGCAAACUUUUUGGGGAAUGAUAUCAUUGCUCGGCUUUGUGGACCAUGCAGUGUGCAAGCUGUGGUUUUGAAUGACAAAUUCCAGCUGCCUGUGUUUUUGCCCAACAGAGCCUGCCAUCCUGGCCAGACAGAGCAGCUUACUCAGCGGAUCUUACAGGAUAGUCACUUUAUUUAUUCCUUCAGUCCUAUUCAAGGCCUUAACAAGCUCUUCAUACGUUUAGCAGAAGUCCCAACAGCAAAGGUUAAGCUGCUGAUAGCUGCCUAUAGAGUGCAAUUACAGUGACUUGAUGCAAUUUUAUUGGACUCUCUUCCUCAUUCGAGUCUCAAGAAGUAUGGAAUUCCUGGUGCAUUCAGUGUUGUUUAAUCUCAGUUCAUUUUGUUUGAAUGCUAUUUACAUGUGAAACUUCCCAUUAAGUAGCAAAUACACUGCUUUAAAACAUUGUGAGAGAUUUAUUUUGUAGACCUACGUAGCUGUAUUUGUGUCAAUGACUGUAAUUCAACUUGUAAGGCUCAGCGUAACAUUUCCACAAUGUGGAAUGAUAGUUUUUAAGAGCAAGUAUCUUGGUUGUGUAUUAAUGCUCACAUUUUGCCCUGAUUUUGAUGUUUAUAUUUAAGUUUAUAUAAAAAAAAACCAGCUAUAAAUUUCUAUUGCUGUUAUAAAAAAAGAACUUAAUAAAGAACUUCUGUGACUAAUUUAUCUGAGCAGAAGUUUAAUAUAAGAGAAAUUUAGGAUGGAUCAUUUAGAACAUAUGAACAAAAUUUGUACCAAGAGAUAUGGUAAUGAAAUAAUGGGUAGUGUUUUAUUCUUUAGGUUUAAUAGGUACAGGAGAAAAUAGUUUUUCAGAUACAUUUGGGAUAUUUUUUUUAAGGCAGAUUAUAUUUAUAGAUUUAUGUUGAACUCCAGCCAUGCAAUGCUCCCCAAAUGAUUAAACUAUUGCCCUGAUCUAAUCUAUAUUGGUUCUGAGAUAAAAAUGUAAGAUGUGCAUAAAUCCUAUUUGGAUGUAAAAAUUAAAGUUUUGUUAGUCAAACUUCA